Messenger RNA from Acanthoscelides obtectus, 216 nucleotides. NCBI's taxonomy places the organism in Eukaryota, Metazoa, Arthropoda, Insecta, Coleoptera, Chrysomelidae. The record is from the annotation of a GenBank genome assembly.
AUGGAAAAAUCUUGCGAGUUGGAAAAAAGGAUUUUAGAAACUUUGAAGGAGAGAAUUCAAGAAGUGCAAGGCAAGUUUGCCGCUUUAGACGUCAAGAUCAUCGACGGACGACAGCGUGGACUUCCGUUGGAAAAAUCAAGUGAGGCUGGAGCUUCUGUUGGGUCAGCUGGUCAUCUGCGAAUGAAACCGCCUCAAUUUGAUGGUACAACACCUUGA